Molecule: messenger RNA, 798 nt
Organism: Oikopleura dioica
Lineage: Eukaryota; Metazoa; Chordata; Appendicularia; Copelata; Oikopleuridae
Source: the annotation of a GenBank genome assembly
AUGAUCGUAUUCCAAAGCAUUCUGAUCUUGAACCUUCAGAUGACUGAACAGUACGUCUGUCCUGAGAGUGGAGAAUCUUUCUGUCAGGGCGCCGAGGCACGUCUAUAUCUGACAAAAAUAAACGGAAAUGAGGUCAUUUGCAAGGAGAGGUUCUCAAAGAAAUAUCGGGUUGCCGAGUUGGACAAGCACAUCCGCCAGACCAAUGUAAAAAAUGAAGUCAGGGAAUCGGCUUUUGAGAGAAUUGAAGCAGGCUAUUUGUCGUUGAGUGUAAAAGCCAAAUCAAGAGCAUUGAAAAAAUGCGCCCAAAAGAAUAUCCCUGCCCCUCGUCUCCUCCAUUUCGAUCUUGAGAGUUGUUGCGUUUUCAUGAGCAAAGUCAAAGGCAUCGCCGUUAAAAAUUUCAUUGACAAAGUAUACGAUGCUGACGGAAAUGUUGGAGCUCAAAUUGGCGCUUUGGUUGCUGCCAUUCAUUUAGCAGGCUUUGUUCACGGUGACCUUACAACUUCUAAUUUCAUAAUUAACCCGGAAGCAGAGGCUGGUUCGAAUUCAAGAGUGUCAGUUAUUGAUUUCGGAUUGUCGAGCACAACUUCGACUGAAGAAAACCGAGCAGUAGACUUGCACGUUUUGGAAAAGGCAAUGGAAAGUGCUCAUCCUAAGCGAGAUGGACUGACGACAGGAUUUUUAACAGGAUACCGGGAGAAAAUUCGAGAAGGAAAAAAUGGCGUAGAGUUGGAACGAAAGAUUUUUCAAAGACUAGAAGUGGUGCGAGCGAGAGGAAGAAAGAGAUCGAUGGUUGGCUAG